AUGUCGCUGAUCGCGGACAUUCAAGUGGUGCCCAGCCCCACUGGCACCGAGGCGGACUGCUUCAAGCACGUCAAUGCCGCCAUCGCCGUGAUCACAGCCUCGGGACUCAAGCACUCGGUUGGCGCCCUCGGCACCACAGUCGAGGGACGCGCGGACGCUGUUUGGAGGGUGGCGCGCGAGGCGUUUGACGCGUGCCUGAAGAGCGGCGCUGAGAAGGAGCUCAUGUACCUCAAGCUCUACCGCGGCGACCACACCCAGCCCGCCUCGGUCCCGAAGCGGCGCGAGGCGCCGCCAGACGAGAGGCCUCCGCGCGGGCGGCCGCCCAAGGGCAAGGCUUGCGUCCCCUCCCUCGGACGGGCGGGCUGGGUGGCCGCGGACUAG
This is a messenger RNA of Emiliania huxleyi CCMP1516, 381 nucleotides long. RefSeq lists its product as hypothetical. The record is from RefSeq and is a predicted model, not a curated record. Lineage: Eukaryota; Haptophyta; Isochrysidales; Noelaerhabdaceae. The transcript has 3 exons. Bases 1 to 381 code for a protein of 126 amino acids.